Mugil cephalus (flathead mullet) is the source of this 569-nucleotide messenger RNA. It is a transcript of the gene s100a10a, whose product is annotated as S100 calcium binding protein A10a. The record is from RefSeq and is a predicted model, not a curated record. Gene Ontology annotation, molecular function: calcium ion binding. NCBI's taxonomy places the organism in Eukaryota, Metazoa, Chordata, Actinopteri, Mugiliformes, Mugilidae. The transcript is spliced from 3 exons. Gene Ontology annotation, cellular component: cytoplasm. Bases 189 to 488 code for a protein of 99 amino acids.
CCCAUCCACACUCGACUCGAGAGUCCAGCAGUCUGUAUCACAGCCUGACUCACUGCACAGCCACAGCAGACCUGGGCGGCGCCUCUCUAUAAAACGUCCGCUGCGCUUCUUCCAAACUUCUGAACUUUUCCACCACUUCUCUCCCGGCCACGUCCCAGCCCUUCGAGUCUAAACACAUUCCAGCAACCAUGCCUUCAGAACUGGAGAACGCAAUGGAGUCGCUCAUCAAGGUGUUCCACCGUUACGCCUCUAAGGACGGCAAGGGCACGCUCAACCGGCGAGAGCUCAGAGAGCUGAUGGAGAACGAGCUGUCUAACUUCCUUAGGUCUCAGAAGGACCCUGCUGCCGUGGACAAGAUCAUGAAGGACCUGGAUGCCAACGGUGACGGCCAGGUGGACUUUGAGGAGUUUGUUUCUCUGGUUGUUGGACUUUCCAUUGCCUGCGAGCAGUGCUAUCAGACGCACAUGAAGAAGAUGGGAAAGAAGUAAAAAAACAAAGAAAACGAGACCAAAAAGAAUUUCAAUUUUUGUAAAACUUGCUUUUGUUCACUAUUAAACAUUUCAAACCUC